Molecule: messenger RNA, 1659 nt
Organism: Lathyrus sativus (Indian pea)
Lineage: Eukaryota; Viridiplantae; Streptophyta; Magnoliopsida; Fabales; Fabaceae
Source: the annotation of a GenBank genome assembly
AUGAAGGAUUUGAAUUCCGAUCUGUUUGACCCUGUUACGGUGAUGGAAUCCGAAUGGGCUCACGGUGGUGGUUCCAAUUCCGAUGCCGAUUUCGGUUUCGCUUUCAAUGAUAGUAAUUUUUCCGAUAGGAUUCUUCGGAUCGAGAUCAUGGCUGACCCUGUUGAUCCUCAGCCGGAUUCGGAAACUUGUACCACCAUCGCCGAUUGGGCCAGGCACCGUAAGAGGAGACGUGAGGAUAUCAAGAAAGAUAACGUUGGAGAUCUGCCGGAUGAGCAAAUUUUGAAUGGGAACCAACCUGAUAUGGAUGAUUGUGUUGCCUCGGAAAAUCAAGAUGAAGAGGUUGUUGCGAUGGUUGAAGAAUCCCCGUCUGGUGAUGAAGCUGUAAAUAGCAAUGAUGAUUUAAACCUGGGCAUGGAUUACGCCGAACCUGCGGUUGUUAGAUUUAAAACCCUACAUAUCAGUUCUCCUAUCUUGGCCGCGAAAAGCCCUUUUUUCUAUAAGCUUUUCUCGAAUGGGAUGAGAGAAUCAGAGCUGAGACAUGUAACCCUCAGAAUUAAUGCCUCUGAAGAAGCUGCACUGAUGGAGCUACUGAAUUUUAUGUAUAGUAAUACCUUGAGCAUUAAGACUGCACCUGGUUUGCUUGAUGUGUUGAUGGCUGCCGACAAAUUUGAAGUUGCUUCAUGUAUGCGAUAUUGUAGCCGGUUGUUGCGUAAUAUUGCCAUGACUCCCGAGUCUGCAUUGCUUUACCUGGAGCUGCCUUCUAGUGUCCUAAUGGCCGAGGCAGUUCAACCAUUGACUGAUGCUGCAAAGCAGUAUCUUGCUAGCCGAUACAAAGAUAUAACCAAGUUCCAGGAAGAGGUUAUGAACUUGCCCCUAGUUGGAGUAGAGGCAAUAUUGUCUAGUGAUGAUCUCCAGGUUGCGUCAGAAGAUGCUGUUUAUGACUUUGUGUUGAAGUGGGCUAGACAACAGUAUAGCAAUCUGGAAGAAAGACGACUAGUCCUAGGUUCACGGCUUGCAAGAUUAAUUCGCUUCCCUUAUAUGACCUGCCGAAAGCUUAAGAAGGUCUUAACUUGUAGUGACUUUGAACAUGAUGUUUCAUCCAAGCUUGUACUUGAGGCCUUAUUUUUCAAGGCAGAGGUUCCACAUCGCCAACGGUCACUGGCAGCAGAAGAGCCUACAUGCUCAAGCCGUCGUUUCUUGGAGAGGGCAUACAAAUAUCGUCCUGUCAAGGUGGUUGAAUUUGAACUUCCUCGCCAGCAGUGUGUGGUGUACUUGGAUCUAAAGCGCGACGAGUGUAACAACUUGUUCCCAUCUGGCCGGGUUUAUUCUCAGGCAUUUCACUUGGGUGGACAAGGGUUUUUUCUAUCAGCACAUUGCAACAUGGAUCAACAAAGCUCUUUCCAUUGUUUUGGACUGUUUUUAGGAAUGCAGGAAAAGGGCUCAGUGAGCUUCACCGUGGACUAUGAAUUUGCGGCGCGGUCAAGACCAACAGAGGAAUUCGUCAGCAAGUACAAAGGCAAUUACACAUUCACUGGUGGCAAGGCCGUUGGCUAUAGAAACUUGUUUGCGAUCCCAUGGACUUCCUUCAUGGCUGAGGAUUGUCUUUACUUCAUCAAUGGCGUUCUACACCUUAGGGCCGAGCUCACCAUCAGACACUGA